Messenger RNA from Trypanosoma conorhini, 1098 nucleotides. Its product is annotated as retrotransposon hot spot (RHS) protein. The transcript has a single exon. The record is from RefSeq and is a predicted model, not a curated record. NCBI's taxonomy places the organism in Eukaryota, Euglenozoa, Kinetoplastea, Trypanosomatida, Trypanosomatidae. The annotation marks the transcript as partial.
AUGCCUCCAAAGCGAACGAGGGCGCGUGCUGCGGAGACCCCCGCCUCUAAUGUGCCGCUCCCCCCGCGGCAUGCAAGGGCGGAAUCCGACAGCGGCGACUCCACGGCACCCCCUGCACAGCGCCGAAGGGCGGAAGAGGCACCUGCACGACAACGCUGGACCCUCACCAGUACGGUGGAAGAAGUGCUGCUUGGGGGAGUAGGGCCAAUUCGUGACAUUAAAUUGAACGAUUUCCUCCGUGAUAAAUUAAGCGGCAGAGGAGUCGUGGAGGCCAACGAGAAUCUCUCUAUGAAUGCGUUUGCUCGUAGGCCUGAGAGGUACGUCACGGACCCGGAGCUCCGCGAGGACAUUCUAAGUUUACCAGAGUAUCAGACAGAGUAUCCGCGCCGGGAGGACGCACGCAAGCUGCGUGCGGAUGCACGCAAUCUAAUGGAGCAUAGAGUGGGUACGCUCCAAGACUGGAAGGAAUUUGAUCAGAAGAACAUUGUCUCUGCUAUUUCAAGGACAAAACUCCAAUCAGCCCUUGCCGCAGCGGAGAAGGCAGAAAGUGCAACUCGGAUUCAGGCAGUUGGCAUGCUGCCGGUACCGAAUGGAUUCUACGACUCUGUGUUCAACGCGAAGUGGAGUCACGUCUUGGAGUUUCCCGAGGGCGAGGGGGAAGAAAUGGAGGUGCGAAUGGAGGUGAAGGAGGGCCAACGGCCAACGCAGUCGUGGCAAUACACGCGGAAGGGCGCAAGGUUUUCACCGGUGGGCGGUGCACAGCAGUUUCGUGCACCGCGUCCCAGGCUGAUUGUGCUAACCUCUGAGAAGGGCUGGCCGUACCCGCUAAGGCAGGGAAAAACCAUUGCCGACUGCUACGUCACCCGUGAGGUGGAGCGGGUGUGGCGAAUUGUCAAAGGCGAUUUAGACGGAGCGUUCGGCCCUAGAGGUCGAGAGGAUCCUGACUUGAGGCGACGUCUCUUGAUUGGGACGCCGGGGAUAGGUAAGUCGAUGGCCGCCGGCUCUUACCUCCUCCACCAGAUGCUCCGCCACGAUGAUACGAAACUCCAGGUAGUUGUCUACUGCUUUGGAGCAGGGCUGGCAUACGUGUUUGACAAG